AUGGCAGAAGAAGGUUCUUCGGUAAAGCUUUUGGGAUUAUGGCCGAGCCCUUAUGUUAACCGAGUUCAAAUCUCCCUUAAACUCAAGUCAAUUGACUAUGAAUUUAUCGAAGAGCCAUUCGGCCCCAAAAGUGACUUACUUCUGAAAUCAAAUCCCGCUCACAAGAAAAUUCCCGUAUUUUUUCACAACCAAAGAGCCAUAUCAGAGUCCCUUAUCAUAGUUCAAUACAUAGAUGAACAAUGGUCUUCGGGCCACUCAAUCCUCCCAUCGAAUCCCCUAGAUCGCGCCAACGCCCGUUUUUGGGCUGCCUAUGCCGACGACGAGUGGUUCCCUGCUUUAAAAAACAUUCUUAUGGCAUCGGAGGAAGAAAGAUUGGUGUUAGAAGUUAAGAUGAAGGAGGGUUUAGCGUUCUUAGAAGAAACUUUUGUUAAAUCUAGCGAAGGGAAGGCAUUCUUCGGAGGAGACGAUAUUUCGUUUCUCGACAUUGCAUUCGGAAGCUUCUUAGGGUGGUUGAAGGCGGUUGAAAAGUUGACGGGAGUGAGUUUUCUAGAUGAAUCGAGUGUGCCUCAUCUCGUGGUUUGGGCAGAUAACUUCCUUUCGCAUGAAGCUGUAAAUGGUAUCAUACCAGAGCCAGAUGCACUUGUGGAAGUGGCUAAGAUGAUUAAAGCCAUGGUUGAAUCUCAAGCUAAGAACUAAUUAAUGGUACUUCAU
This is a messenger RNA of Impatiens glandulifera, 711 nucleotides long. Its product is annotated as glutathione S-transferase U17-like. Bases 1 to 696 code for a protein of 231 amino acids. The record is from RefSeq and is a predicted model, not a curated record. NCBI's taxonomy places the organism in Eukaryota, Viridiplantae, Streptophyta, Magnoliopsida, Ericales, Balsaminaceae. Gene Ontology annotation, cellular component: cytoplasm. Gene Ontology annotation, molecular function: glutathione transferase activity. The transcript is spliced from 2 exons. Gene Ontology annotation, biological process: glutathione metabolic process.